AUGUGUGAGCGGGCAGCGCGUUACUGCCGCGAGAGCGUCCACAGGCUGCUCCGCCAGCAGCAGCAGCAGCAGCCGGCGAGCGGCGGUGGUAGCGGCGGCGGCGGCGGUAGCGGCGGCGGGCUGGACGGCUUGCUCCGCUGGGUGGUCACCAAGAUGAGCGACGGCAAGAGCCCCCUGGCCGAGCGGGAGCUGCUGCCCGAGGAGCCCGGGGCCGCCGGCGCUGAGCCGAAGAAAGGCACCUCGGUCAUCCUGGACAUCUUCAGACGAGCAGACAAAAAUGAUGAUGGGAAAUUGUCCUUGGAAGAAUUCCAGGCCUUCUUUUCUGAUGGAACUCUUAAUGAGGAGGAGUUGGAGAAACUUUUCCACACCAUCGAUUCUGACAACACCAGUAACGUGGAUACCAAGGAGUUGUGUGAUUACUUCGCUGAACACAUGGGAGAUUAUGAAGAUGUGUUGGCAUCCCUGGAAACACUCAAUCUCUCCAUCCUGAAGGCCAUGGGCUACACAAAACGGGUCUACGAACGAGGGACAAACGUGGACCAGUUCGUGACCCGUUUCCUGCUGAAAGAGACGGCCAAUCAGAUUCAGUCCUUGCUGAGCUCCGUGGAAAGUGCCGUAGAUGCCAUCGACGAGCAAACCAGCCAGAUAAGACACAUCCACAAUAAAUCUGGCCAUAAUGCUAUGGACAGUUGGUAUGACAAUCCUGUGUCAGGUUAUUCACCCAAUAACAGAAUCAUGACCAAAGAACGCAGGAAAAGUUUCCAGACUGCAUCUUCAGACACCAAGGAGGAAUGCUUGGAAGCACAAAUCAACAGAUUAGCAGAAUUGAUCGGAAGGCUGGAAAACAAGUAUCUUCUCUUGGUCCGAAGCGAAAUGAACGUAUCCCAGAAACACCUGGGAGAAUUCUGUGCCUCCCUGAAGCAGUACUUGAAGAACGUGGCUGGAGAACAAGAUUGCUUCCAUGUAACUGCAGUCAGGCUGCCUGAUGGAGUCACUUUCAUUGUCUACGAAUUCUGGGAGAAUGAGGAUGACUGGAAAAGGCACCUCCAGAGCCCUGUCUGUAAAAGUUUCCAGCAUGUCAAAGUGGAUACGCUGAAUCAGCCAGAAGGAGUAUCCAGUGUGUCAGUGCCAGCUGCCUGGUGCACCCUCAACCGAGACUGA
This is a messenger RNA of Pseudonaja textilis, 1161 nucleotides long. The record is from RefSeq and is a predicted model, not a curated record. NCBI's taxonomy places the organism in Eukaryota, Metazoa, Chordata, Lepidosauria, Squamata, Elapidae.